Messenger RNA from Clonostachys rhizophaga, 822 nucleotides. Lineage: Eukaryota; Fungi; Ascomycota; Sordariomycetes; Hypocreales; Bionectriaceae. The record is from the annotation of a GenBank genome assembly.
AUGCCGAGGAAGCGUCAUGUUCCCCAUAUUCCCGAAGAACUGCCAUCCUGUGAUGGCCCGAAACUUCCCCUAUUCGAGCAUCACAACUCAAAGAUUGAAUGGUUUGAACAGCUUGGGGAUGGUGAGGAGGCAACACGCGAUGGCUACGUCUUCCGUGUUAAGAUUAAACGAGCCGAGUACGCACUUAAAGUGUUCAAAUUCUACGACCCCAUGGAAAGUGAAUACUUCUGGGAACCUCUCGUAGGGGAUGUGUCACUUAAUACGGCCGCCUAUUAUACCGAUCCAUUCUACGCUGAAUGCCGCGCGUACGGUCGAAUUCGAGAAGCCACAAAGAAAAGACCUAAGAUAUUUGACGCGGCAAUUCGUUGCUACGGGUUCCUUUUCCUCGGUGAUACAGAUCAAAGAUAUCUGGAAGAGAAGAAGUGUGAUCUGGGACUAGAUAAGGUUGAUCCAGCGUACCAGCGACAGACAGCCGGGGGUGUUAGGCCACGGGCGAUUGUGAAAAGCCUAGCAUCAUCGGAUCACGGCGUCACCGAGUUCAAUUUGAGAAAGACUCUUGAUCGUAUCCAUACGUUGAACCGAGGGAAAAUAUACAAUAUGGACAUUCGAUUAGACAACAUCAGGGAUGGGAAGCUAGUAGACUUUGGAUCAUCAUGGACUGAGCCGCAUAUACUUCUAGACGCACUAGAUGCCGACGCAGCCUACAGCUAUAGAACAACAGAUCGAGUGAUGUUCGAUGAGAUGUUGGUGGAAGAAAGCAUUCCAAACCCCAGGAAUAUUGUAGCUAUGCACCCCAUGACGCUGCGACGAAGAUAUAACUGA